Molecule: messenger RNA, 831 nt
Organism: Lolium perenne
Lineage: Eukaryota; Viridiplantae; Streptophyta; Magnoliopsida; Poales; Poaceae
Source: RefSeq, a predicted model, not a curated record
CGCAGUCUGAGAAAAAUAACGCAGUCUGCUCCCGUGUCUCAAAAUUCCCCGCACCUCUCGGUUCCGGCAGCUCGCCUCUGCCGCCGCCGUCCGCGCCGCCGCGGCCGUUCCCGUCGCGUUCCAGCAGCAGGCCGGCCGGCCGCGUACUGGAUGGAGAAGAGGAAGAAGAAGGAGGACGACGAGGCAGCGGCAGCGGAGGCGGCGGCGGGGCCGUGGGCGAGCGUCCCCAUCGACCUCCUCCCCGAGAUCCUGUCGCGGGUGCCCUACCGCUCGCUCUGCCGGUUCAACUGCGUGUCCAGGGCUUGGCUCGCGCUCUGCUCCGACCCCGCGCGCCGUCCGGAAAAGGUCUCCCCAGACGCUCUCCGGCUUCUUCUGCUACCAAGGCAGCAGCCACGGCCGCCGCUCGCGCCUCGACUUCCUCAACCUGUCCGGGCGGGGGCGGCCGCUGGUCGACCCCUCGCUCAGUUUCGUGCGCGGCUACCAAGAGGUCACUCGCGCCUCUGCACUGCUGCGGCGGCAUCCUCAUCUGCUACUGCCGGAGAGUCGACAUGAAGGAAGCUGAAUACAUUGUGUGCAACCCCAAAACAGGAUCUUCAGGGCGCCUUUGAACAAUGUUGGCUAGCCUUGAACAUUUUGUAAGCUACCCUUCCAUGUGUAAUGACUAGUUAUAUGAAUGAACCUAGUCAGUUAAUCUCUUUGCUUUAAGCACUGAUUGUUGUGGUCACUUGUUAGCUCUGCAUGUGGCUAAAUGUGAGACACUGGGCAUUAUAUAUGUUUGUAAUUAUCAGCAUUUUCACCUCUUUCUAUUCAUCUAUGUGGCUGGAACCUUUA